UACAGACAGUCCCUAGUUGUCCCAUGUUAGUCAAGUUCAAAAUUUCAACCAACUUUUAAGGAUUCCAGGGCUUUAUUUAGUUUAUGUUCUUCCUUUUUCUAUCCGUAGAUGUCAGAAAGAAAACAUUGUAAAAGAGCUAUAGGCAGAUAAGAAGAACAGAAUGAUCCAAACCUAACCCUGGAAAAUCAUGACAGGCUCGAAAAAUAUCCCAAGAAUUAUUAAUGUUGCUAUUCAUAGAUUUCACCUAACUCUAUUUAUAUCACUGCUCCAUUUCUCUCUCCCGUACUCGAAAAUAUUUCCAUCUUCAGUUUCCACUGCUUAAUUCACCCGUUUCUGCCUACCAUUUUAAGCAGAAAAGUGAGUUGUAUAAUUUUCUUGAUCUCAAGCUGAUCAAAUCCUUCACAAACGUUGUAUUCGGUGAAUGUUGUCGUGACUUCUGGCACCGAGUAGACCAUCAUUUUGCAUUUAUUAAUCUGGGCACCCUGUCGGCGGGUUCGAAGGAUUUUUACCUGUCUGGCCAAAUUAUGUCUGUUUCGUGGUGACGUCUGAAAGCCAGCUUGAACUGCUGAUUCAUCAAUCGUCGUGAGCACAUUGAGGUCGGACAAAGAAAGACAGGUACUAGCUAGCCAUGGCUGUCGGAGUAGCGAUAAAGAGCGACGGCAAGCAAUACAAUGGAAGAAUCACACGGUUCGUGCUGCUUUCUUGUAUGAUUGCGGCUUCCGGGGGACUCAUUUUCGGCUACGAUGUCGGAGUUUCAGGUGGAGUGAGUUCGAUGGACCCGUUCUUGAAGAAAUUCUUCUUGGGGGUUUACAAGAAGAUGAAAGAGGACAAAGACGUAAGCAACUACUGCAAAUUCGACAGCCAGCUGCUGACAUGUUUCACCUCCUCACUCUACAUAGCUGGGCUUUUUUCUUCUUUCUUUGCUGCAAUCGUGACUCGGAACUAUGGCCGCAAACCGUCGAUCGUCAUCGGCGGGCUGUCCUAUAUGGUUGGUGCUGCCAUCGGUGGUGCAGCUUAUAACAUUUACGUGCUCAUACUUGGCCGUGUGCUGCUCGGCGUCGGGCUCGGUUUUACUAAUCAGUCGGUUCCUUUGUAUCUCUCAGAAAUGGCUCCUUCCAAAUACAGAGGAGCCUUUAAUGUCGCUUUCCAAAUUUGCAUCGGCAUCGGCCAGAAUUCAGCUACACUUAUAAACUACGGCACCGUAAGGAUCAAAGGCGGGUGGGGAUGGCGAAUUUCCAUUGCAAUGGCUGGUGUGCCAGCUGCAGUUCUUGCGAUCGGGGCACUUUUCCUUCCCGAGACACCAAACAGUCUUAUCCAGCACACUAAUGACCACGGAAAGGCCAAAAAAAUGUUGCAGAAGAUUCGAGGCACAGAUGAUGUUCAAGCCGAACUAGACGAUCUCAUCGAAGCAAGUAAUGCCUCAAAAGCCAUAAAACACCCUUUCAAGAACCUCAUGCAAAGAAAAUACAGGCCGCAGCUCGUGAUGGCCAUAGCAAUGCCAUUCUUCCAACAAAUAACUGGCAUAAACGUCAUCUCCUUCUACGCCCCGUUGCUCUUUCUAACUAUUGGUUCGGGAGAGAACGCUUCCCUCUUAUCUGCAACAGUGAUCGGAUUGAUCGGCUCAAUUUUCGUUUUAAUAACAUUGGUGUUGGUGGAUAAAGUAGGCAGAAGGCCCUUAUUCCACAUAGGUGGACUUCAAAUGUUGAUUUCACAAUUGCUGGUUGGAGGGAUCAUCGCAGCCAAACUCGGGGAUCACGGCACUAUGGACAAGGGAUACGCCUUAGGAGUUCUGAUCUUGAUUUGCAUAUACAUUUCAGGUUUUGGCUUGUCUUGGGGUCCAUUAGGAUGGGUGGUCACAAGUGAAAUUUUCCCAUUGGAAGUACGGUCCGCAGCACAAAGUAUAACGGUGGCCGUUAAUCUCUCCAUGACUUUCAUCAUAGCUCAGAUUUUCCUGGCUAUGCUCUGUCAUUUGAAGUCUGGGAUUUUCUUCUUCUUCGCAGCAUGGGUUGUAGUAAUGUCCGGAUUCGUGUAUUUCCUGCUGCCCGAGACGAAGAACAUUCCGAUUGAGAAAAUGGAGAAGAUCUGGGGAGAACAUUUCUUCUGGAAAAGGUUUGUUGAUAGUAGUCAAAGUGAGGAGGGUGGCAAGAUUGAAGCAGCAUGAUUGCUGUAUCAACUAAUUAUUAGAGUCGUCUUUGUUGCCCGUUGAUUGUUAUAAUAAUAAUGACCCAAAGACGUAUUGUAUUUUUUACUCCAACAUAAUGUAUACUUUAAGAGCAUUAUCUAGGAGAAGGAGAAGUGGUUUGCCAAACUUUGGAGUGUUGUUUAUUUUUCUACAGACUCUAGUUUUCUACCUGUAUUUGUAUAUAAUGCAAAUUUGACUUAUUAGUGUGUGUUCCGCUUCUUGA
Molecule: messenger RNA, 2405 nt
Organism: Sesamum indicum (sesame)
Lineage: Eukaryota; Viridiplantae; Streptophyta; Magnoliopsida; Lamiales; Pedaliaceae
Product: hexose carrier protein HEX6
Biological process (GO): monosaccharide transmembrane transport
Cellular component (GO): membrane
Molecular function (GO): monosaccharide transmembrane transporter activity
Source: RefSeq, a predicted model, not a curated record